UGUGUGGGUGUACGUGUGUUUGUGUGUGUGUGUGUGUAAGUAAGCAACGCGGAGAUGGGAAAAAUCUCCGGAAGUCACUGUCUCGUCCUUGGCUGUCGUAAUCGGCAGCUGCUCAACCAGGCCAAUACACGAUCCUAUUUUCGCUUCCCGCGAGACGCCGAACUCUGCAAAAAGUGGGUCGACUUUUGCAACCGUCCGGAGCUCUACAAAAAGUACGACGAGAACGGGCCCGAAUAUCUGUACAAAAGUUCCCGCAUCUGCUCGGACCACUUUCAGUCGACGGACUUCAACAAUGCCACACUCUUCAGCCAAGGGCUCAAGAAGGGCUCCAUCCCCUCAGUAAAUCCAGCAACCAGCGAUGUGAAACCACACAUCGCCAACGGUGUUGGUGCUGGUGGAGGAGGCAGUGGCAGCAGCAAUGGCGCCGGCUCACCAAUCGACGAGAAGCUCCUAUCGGCCGUGGCCUCGAUCCCGAAUCUACACUCCAACCUGUCGCUGAUGAUGGCGGCUGCCGUGGCUGCCGCUGCCCAGUCCCAGGCGAACGCUAGCUCGCUGCCCUUCAGUCUACCGGCCAACCUGAAGCGGCCCGCUUCUUCCAUGAGCGGUGGCAGCAUGGUUACCACAAGUCAGGCAACGUUGGGCGGUGGUACCCCCACAACGACGUCCGUUUCAUCGAAGCGCAAUAGGGCGGUACCGCCACUGGCAGCACCUACCGGCGCCCUUGCCAAUCUCAUCCAGCGCCAGCAACAGAUUAAGGAGCAACAGAUGAAGGAACAGCAGCGGAAAGCGGCUGCACUUGCUGCCGGUGGACUGGUGAACGGGCAGGUGUCCAUCACGCCGGCCAUUUUCGGUUCCGGUACGUCACCCAACAACAGCAGUAAUGGCGGUGCGAUCUCGCUCGUGACAACGAAAAAAUCCAGUGCCAACACUAACAACAACAACAACAAUAACAACAACGUGAGCAAUCACAACCACAACCACCAUCACCAAGGCAAGCUGAAUAAUAGCAGCGGGAAAGGGCGUUUGGAACAUCGGGACCAUAGCGAGUAUGGGCUGAAAAUGGUCGAUAUGGACAUGACCGGUGGAGAAUCGUCCGAAGCUGACUCGAGCUAUCAAAACUCGGCCGACGAAGACUACGCGUACCACCAGAAGCUGAAGGUCGCCAAGGUGGAAGCGGUCAUACCACCGUCGCUCAAGUCGGAGCUUACCGUAACGCCGGCCACCAACAGCGUCACCACCACGCCGAACAUCAACAACAACAGCAUCCACAGCGUGAACGCGAACGGUAGCGGCGUGGAGGAGAUCAACGUCGACUACAAGGAAAAGUACGAGCAAACGCUCAAGGAGCUGUUUGCCUGUCGGAAGAUCGUCAAAAACCAGAACAAAGCGAUUCAGCAGCAGCAGUUCGAAAUCGAUUUCCUCAACCAGCUACUGAAGGAGAAAUGAUCCGAAGUGGCGUUCGAUAGUCGACGGUGCCGAUUCGAUCAGCCUGUGGGUGAG
Molecule: messenger RNA, 1500 nt
Organism: Anopheles maculipalpis
Lineage: Eukaryota; Metazoa; Arthropoda; Insecta; Diptera; Culicidae
Product: 1-phosphatidylinositol 3-phosphate 5-kinase-like
Exons: 5
Coding region: 55-1446 (463 amino acids)
Molecular function (GO): sequence-specific DNA binding
Source: RefSeq, a predicted model, not a curated record